AUGUCUACUCCAGCCUUUGCCGAUAUCGCCAAGCAGGUCGAGCCCUACUUUCACCUGACAGAGGACCGCCUCAGAACGAUCCUCAAGUUCUUCAUCAUGGAGAUGGAGGAGGGCCUUGCCAACUACGGGAAGGACGUGGCCAUGAUUCCCGCCUUCGUGACCGGCGUUCCGGACGGUACCGAACAGGGUGCCUUCUUGGCUCUUGACCUCGGCGGAACGAACUUGCGCGUCUGUCUCAUCCUUUUGCAAGGCAAGAACAGCUUCAAGAUCAAGCAACAGAAGUACAAGGUGUCCGACGAGCUCAAGACGGGCCAAGCUCGCAUCCUUUUCGACUACAUUGCCGAGUCUGUCGACGCCUUCCUCACCGAUAUCGAUUCAAACCAUGGUGACAUCAACAUUCCGGCCAAUGAGCCUAUGCAUCUUGGUUUCACUUUCAGUUUCCCCGUUGAGCAGACUGCCAUUGACGCUGGAAAGCUCCUUACAUGGACCAAGGGCUUCGAAACCAAGAAUGCCGUUGGUCACGAUGUUGUGCGUCUCUUGCAAGACGCCUUCGACCGGAAGCACAUUCACGUCAACUGCAGUGCCCUUGUCAACGACACUGUCGGUACCCUUCUGUCUCGCUCAUAUCAGAGUGGCCCAGCUCUUAUCGGUGCCAUUUUCGGAACCGGUACCAACGGUGCCUACAUUCACAAGACGAGAGAUAUCUCAAAAUUGGGCGAAGAGAAGAUUGCGGAAUCUGAAAAGGGCGGAGAGCAUGCUGGAGAGUACAUGGUCGUCAAUACAGAGUGGGGAGCGUUUGACAACAAGAGACGGUGCCUCCCAGUGUCCAUCUAUGACAACAAGUUGGACCGACAAAGUAUCAACCCUCGAAAGCAAGCGUUCGAAAAGAUGAUCUCCGGGAUGUACCUCGGCGAGAUCACCCGAAACAUCCUCCUCCACAUGAUUGACUUGUCCCUUCUGUUCGGGGGCAACUCCACUAAAAUCCUCAAUAAACACAACGGCUUCGACGCUGCCUUUGUCUCUGGCAUUGAAGCUGCCAAGUCAGAUGAGGACGUCAAGAAGGUCAUCCACUCCAUCCUCGAAGUACCCACCAAAUCAAUCACAUCUGAAGACAUUACUAUCGUCAAGUGGGCUGUCAAGCUUGUCGCAGACCGAGCCUGUCAGCUCUCUGCCGUUGCCCUCGCUGCUGUCAUCCAGCACACUGGCAACGACAAGACUGUGGAGGGCGAGGAGAACAAGAAGAUUGACAUUGGUGUGGACGGCAGUGUGGCCGAAUUUGUUCCCAGGUUCAACGAGCGACUGCUGGAGACCAUCACCCUUCUUCUCGGCAAGGAGACUGCCGAGCGAGUGAGCAUCGGUUUGGCAAAGGACGGCAGUGGUGUUGGUGCUGCUCUUACCGCUCUCCAAGCCAGAAAGGCUAUCGAGAAGCGAUCAGACAGAUCGAGUCACUAUCUCCCCGGCUCUCGAGGCCCCCGUUAG
Molecule: messenger RNA, 1479 nt
Organism: Cryptococcus wingfieldii CBS 7118
Lineage: Eukaryota; Fungi; Basidiomycota; Tremellomycetes; Tremellales; Cryptococcaceae
Product: hexokinase
Exons: 10
Coding region: 1-1479 (492 amino acids)
Biological process (GO): glycolytic process; glucose 6-phosphate metabolic process; intracellular glucose homeostasis
Cellular component (GO): cytosol; mitochondrion
Molecular function (GO): mannokinase activity; glucokinase activity; D-glucose binding
Source: RefSeq, a predicted model, not a curated record